Messenger RNA from Staurois parvus, 340 nucleotides. Lineage: Eukaryota; Metazoa; Chordata; Amphibia; Anura; Ranidae. The record is from the annotation of a GenBank genome assembly.
UUUCUCUGAUGGUGACACAAAUGUGUGUGUGUGUGGGGGAUUGGCUCUUAAGGGGACACAAAUCUGAAAUUAUAGACAUAUUCAGAUUAUUAAAUCAGUUGAUAACCAAGAGGUUUUUGCUUAUGGCAAUCAGUUCUUCUACCAGUUUACAGAUACUGAAUAGGAACUACUUAGAAAACAUCAGGGGCGGACUGACCAUUUGGAAACUCGGGCACUGCCCGAGGGCCCGGGGUCAGUAGGAGGCCCCAUGAGAUGCCCCUGGUACCUUUUACAUAGGCUUUUUUGAGUUUGGGCAAGGACACAGGGGCCCAAUGAUCCCCUAUUGCCCGGGGGGCCCCAU